AUGUAUGUGAGGCUUUGGUUGGUGUAUGGAACUGAAAAAACAAAGUCUAGCCUUAAUAACCUGAUUAAUAAUUCAUUCAAAAGAGGAACAGAUCAAGUAGAUAUUCUUAAAGAAUGUCAAAAAUUAGUGGUCAGAUUAAGAGUGGACAAUUUCCUUGUAGGAAAAUUCCAUCAUUAUUUGAAGAAUGGAAGUAAAUUUCUGACAAGUAGACUUGAGGAACUACUGUCAGUGAAACAGUCAGUCAAUGGCAAAAGCACCAAAUUUUUGGGAGACAGCAUCAAGGAUCUUUUCCUUAUUUCAAGUGCUAUUGACAAAAGUGGAGGCACUCCCGAUUACAUUAGAGUAGUUGUCUUUACACCAUGUGGUUUUCCACUUGUUCUUCAAGUAAUGUUUGAGUUUAAAAGACAAAGUUAUCAGGUAAUGUUCUCGUACAGAGUUCCAUUAUAUCAACAUUCCACAAUUGAUUAUGGAAGUAUUAUAUAUAACAACCACCAUGAUCAUUGGGCACUUGUAGAAUCUUUAUUGUUCUUGGAGAAUCCUGAUGAACACUUUAUAAAUCUUGGUUUUGAAGGGAACACUUUAGCUUUCAUUAGAAGCCUUGUCAUCUAUGGAUUUAUGGAAUGUGCAUUUGCUAUGAACCAAUUUAAACUUGUAGGUCUUCAUUAUUAUUCCUUGCCAUUCUUUUAUGCAGGCGAAUACAAAGAGAAGGGGAUUAAGGGUGAAGAAGAAUUAUUAACAUGUUUUGAAAAACACAAGGAAACUAUUAAGGUCAUUCAUCCUCUUGAAGAUGUUGAAUUACAAUAUCUAUCCGAUGCUAAUUCUGAGAGUGAAGAUGAUGAAUAUGAUUAA
Molecule: messenger RNA, 849 nt
Organism: Naegleria gruberi
Lineage: Eukaryota; Heterolobosea; Eutetramitea; Acrasida; Naegleriidae
Exons: 1
Coding region: 1-849 (282 amino acids)
Source: RefSeq, a predicted model, not a curated record